Odocoileus virginianus texanus is the source of this 2705-nucleotide messenger RNA. The record is from RefSeq and is a predicted model, not a curated record. NCBI's taxonomy places the organism in Eukaryota, Metazoa, Chordata, Mammalia, Artiodactyla, Cervidae.
AUGGGGCGGACAGAACGUGAGGGACUGGAGCUCAUGGUGAAUCCAGACUGGGUGAGCAUUAGGGAACCAGUGUGGGCUGGAAGGAGAGACCUGCUCACAGCCCCAGAAGUGGAGAGGGGCAAGACCACAGGCAGCGAGCCCCGCUGGGCAGGACUUGGAGAGACAUUUCUAAGGCAGAAGUCACAGAAUUCAACUGUGCCUACUGUGUUGUCUAUCACUUCUGAGUUCUGUGCAUUUUCAAAUACCUUGAGAAAGUGUGAGAAAGAGGAACACUCAGUGUUCAGCCAGCAGACAGAAGAGGUGUCUGCCGCACAGUACUUACAGCAAGGACUGCAGAAAUGUACCCAAGCAACAAGAGCAUACAUUCAAGAUUUCCAAGAGUUCUCGAAAAACAUAUCCACGAUGCUGGGACGAUGUCACACCUACACAAGUGAGUACAAGAGUGCAGUACACAACCUGGCACUGAGAGUGGAGCGUGCCCAGCGGGAGAUCGACUACCUGGAGUACCUGCGGGAAGCUGACCUGUGUGUGGAGUCAGAGGACAAGAUGCUGGCAGAAAAGCUAGUCCAAGAAGCCGAGGAAGAGGAGAGGAUCCGGACGCUACUAAAUGCAAGCUGUGACAAUAUGCUGAUGGGCAUAAAGUCUCUGAAAAUAGUGAAGAAGACGAUGGGCACAGAUGGCUCUUGGAUGAAAGAUGCUGUCAGUGACUCUCCAAAGGUUUAUGUCUUCAUUGGGUCCAGAAACAACACUGUCUGGGAAUUUGCCAAUAUACGGGCCUUCAUGGAAGAUAGCACCAAGCCAGCCCCCCGGAAGCUGAUUCUAACACAUUCCUGGCAGGGAACAGGCCAAGUGAUCUACAAAGGUUUCCUGUUUUUUCAUAGCCAAGGGACUCUCAAUGAGAUCAUCAAAUAUAAUCUGCAGAAGAGGAUUGUAGAAGACCGGAUGCUUCUCUUUGGAGGAGCAGGCAGAGCCCUGGCCUACCAGCACUCCCCUUCCACUUACAUUGACCUGGCUGUGGAUGAGCACGGGCUCUGGGCCAUCCACUCAGGACCAGGCAUCCACGGCCAUUUGGUUCUCACGAAAAUUGAGCCUGACACGCUGGGAGUAGAACACUCAUGGGACACUCCGUGCAGAAGCCAGGAUGCUGAAGCCUCAUUCCUCUUGUGUGGGGUCCUCUAUGUGGUCUACAGUUCUGGAGGCCAGGGUGCACAUCGCAUCACCUGUGUCUAUGAUCCUCUCGGCACCAUCAUUGAAGAGAAUCUGCCCAACUUAUUCUUUCCCAGGCGGCCGAGAAGUCACUCCAUGAUCCAUUACAACCCCAGAGAUAAGCAGCUCUAUGCCUGGAAUGAUGGAAAUCAGAUCAUUUACAAACUCCAGACCAAGAGAAAGCAGCCUCUCCAGUGAUGCAUUCCAGUGGGCCAGGGAUUCUGUGUUCCAGGAUUGGGGGCCAGGGCCCCUCUGCAAUAUACUAUAGUAUUAAUAUAUUAAUAGCAUCCCACUAAUGGCACACAGGGAGAUGAGGGGGCUGCAAGUGGGGAUGGACACACAUCCUUUUCUAGAUGGUACUGCCUUCAGUAUCUUCUAAGAGCUUAGAUGACAGUCUGUCAUUCAGGAAUUUUCAGGAACUUCCAUUACCCAUCCCAAUGCCCUGGUGCUCAAGGCCUUCCACAUCCUGAUCCAAAAAAAAAAAAAAAAGAAAGAAAUUAAAAUAUGCAUAGAAAUGAAUGAAAAUGAAAACACAACAACACAUCCUGAUCCAGCUUACUUCCAACCUUUUCUUUUUAGACAAGCAUUUUAGCAUGUACUUUAAUAACUCUCCCCACCCUCACCUUCUCAGCCAUUAGAAAUGUAGGCCAUGCCCUCAUACUCCUGGCUUUUCUCCCCUCUGGACUUUGCCCAAGCUCUUUCCUCUUUGACAGUUGCCUAUUGAUAUUCUUCUAUUAUUCACUGCCCAACUAAAGUCCUAUUUUUUUUGGAUUAAUUUUUAUUCGAGUAUAGCUGCUUUCAAUGUUGUGUUGGUUUCUACUGUAUAGCAAAAUGAAUCAGCCCUGCAUACACACAUGUCUCCUCCCUCUUGGACUUCCUUCCUGUUCAGGUCACCACAGUCAUUAAGUAGAAUUCCCUGUGCUAUAGAGUAUAUUAUCAUUAGUUAUCUAUUCUAUACAUAGUAUCAAUAGUGUAAAGUAAUAUUUCUUUUUGAUGUUUAAUUUUGAUUUCCCCUAGUACUGUCCCUACACCAACCAAGGUGGUCGUAAUAAGAAAGUGAACAUACUACCAUUUGAAUACCAUUUUCCAGUUAUAAAGUGCCUGCACCUGUAUUAGAACUCAUCUCACCCUUAUGAGAUAAACGGGACAAGCCUUUAUAGACAGAGGAUUUCGGUGAGCCAUUCCAAAUACCAAAGCUACAAAAGGAAAGAGCUAGGAAAUACUGCAAAGCCCAUAAUCUUGUCUUUGUCCAAGGAAGCAUCAAAUAUAUGUUUGUUCACCCAACCUUUUCUAAGCAAUUUGUUAAUUGUUUCAGCCUAAAAAUAAUGGCCUGCCCCUUUACCUAUUUCAUGCCUGCACAAGACCUUCCUAUAGGCCUUUGAAUAGCUACUUCCUCCAGAAAACCAGCCUAAGGGUGAGGACCCCCCUGUAGACUCAUCUUGCCUUACCUUCCCCUGCUUCUUCUUGCCUGAAACACAAUAAAAGUGACACUAAGCAAA